GCAGCCAGGGUAGCUGAGACCUCAGUCCUGCCCUGGAGCACAGGCAAACAUGGCCCUGCAAUGGAUGCUUCUCCUGCUCCUCACACCUCUGCUGGCAGCACAAAAUCAUGGAAAAUGUAAAAUUCCCUCCAACUGGGACACCAAACUGCGGUUUACUCCAUGGAGGAGCGACUAUGCCUUGAACGAAGUGGUGCAGCUCAGCUGUGUUGGGAAGCUUCCUGAGAAGUUUGCUCCAUCUGUCCCACAGAUUCAAUGCAUUUCCAGAGGGGCCGAGAUCCUGUGGAAUGAGACUCCCACCUGCAAGGAGAAGUGCCAGCAGCCCCAGUGGGACUCACAGCUCCGGUUUAGGCCAAACCAGAGAUUUUACAGGAUCAGCGAAGAGGUGACACUGAGCUGCUUUGAGAACGACGCUCCUCCCCUCGCUGUGAUCAGAUGUGCAAACAGGAAGAAUGCUUGGGAGGUGUUGGACAUUUCAGGAAAAUGGCACAAGUUGACACAGAACCUGAGCUGCACUACGGCAAAAUGUCCAAAACCUCAGUGGGAUGCAAGACUUCAGUUUUUGGAGAAUGAAACUGAAUACCCACAGAAUAGAGAACUGACCCUGACCUGUCCCAAAGGCCUUGAGCCCUCUUUCCCCGAGGUCAAAUGUACAAUGGAAAUUCAAGGAGUGAGUUCUGGAAAACCAUUCUAUGUGGAUGCCUGGUGGGGCAGGAACAGCACAGGCGCCUGGACACGCAUUGAGGGGGAUGUCCUGUGUAUGGCUGUGCCCAAAGGGUGCAAAAGGCCCCUGUGGGACUCCAGACUUCAACUGGCACCAGACCAGGAGAACUAUGAGAAGGAUGAGAAAGUGAUGCUGAGCUGCCCUGAAGGUUUCCAGCCACCCUACACUGAAAUCCAAUGUCAGACUCAAUUCCAGGAUGAUUAUGAAACACGUGGGUACGAAGAAUUUUGGCGUGGAAGAGACUCCAGCGGUGCCUGGGUCCGCAUUCAUUCCAGUGUGGAGUGCAUCGAAGUGCUCCAGGUUGACCAUGAGACCUUUGAGAUUUCCAGCACCAGCAUCAAACUGAAAUGGACCUGCAGGUUCCCUGAUGCCUGCCAGGGCAUGAGGGCCAUGUGCCGGCUGGCAGCGCCUUCCUCCCCCUCUUGUGAGGCUGAGGAGGUGAAUGCAGAGCAGAUGUUACAUGGCCAGGAGGGAAUAUUCACCUGCUCCCCUUUGCAGCCCUUCACUGAGUACAGUGUCACCAUUGACUUGCCUCCCAACACAACCCUGUUCUCAUGGUUGUUCACGACACAGGAAACAGUGCCGGACAAACCGGAGCAGCUGUGGCUGGAUCCCGACAGGGGUCUCAGGUGGAGCGCACCGCCCUCCUGCAAUGGGGAGAUCAUCGGAUACCAGCUGAGCAUCACAGCCAGGAACGCAGGGGACAGCAGCGUGCUGGAGACCCGGCGGCUGCGCCUCGAGGGCUCCGUCACCCAGCACCGGCCGGGGCACAGCCCUGGCAGCAGCUACGCCGUGAUGCUCCAGGGGCUGGACGGCUGCUGGGCCGGGGCUGCGCUGGCGAGGGAGUUUCACAGCAACAGCAGCUCCGGUGAGCUUUGCUGUGGGGCCAGCUGCCGCGGCGCCCGCGACAUCGCCCCCUCGCAAGGCACGGCCCGCCUCCCUUCCGUGGCCGCCGUGCCCUUUGCCACUGCCUUUGGGCCCGCAGGGGAGCACCAGCUGAUCGUGGCCGCCACGCGCAACGCCUCGCUGAUCGAGAGCAUCUGCUCGGGGCAGGCACGGCUCUCCAAUACCAGCGCUGUACCGGGCGCUCUGCUCAACCUCAGCGCCGCCACGGACUUCGUGCUGGGCGGCGGCAGCCGCGGGCAGGGGCCUACUGGCGCUGCCCUCAGCCCGGGCCGGGACUACACGGCCCUGCUGCGCCUCGUCGCCUCGGGCCGCAGCUCUCCCUCCUGUCUCCUCCAACAGGCAGAGAAGUUCACCUGUGUCUGCUACAGCUUCUCUCUUGGGCAGGAGCCAUCAUCUCCGCUGGACAGCAAGCCCGUGGUUAUGGCAGUAUCACUGACUGUUGCAUUCCUGGCACUGGGAAUUUUGCUGCUUUUUGUGGUCUUCAGGUUAAAGCACAACAGUUCAAGAGGGUCGGAGAACAGCAGCACUAUACCCCUGAGAGGAUGUCAGAAAGAUAUAUGCAAGACAAACACACAGAUCCCGGUGGAGGAACUGCUGGAGGCUCUGAAGAUGUUUAAGAGGGAAGAAAUAGAGGCAGAACAGACAGAUGAUGAAUCAGUCAACAGGCAUGGUGCUGGGCUUCUUAGAGAAUAUCAGCAAUUGCCCUCCACUUUGUUGCACCCCUGCAAUGCUGGCAAGGAGCUCUGUAAUCAAAACAAGAACCGCUACAAGAGCAUCAUCCCAUAUGAUCACUGCCGUGUGGUACUGCAGCCCUCUGACACUGGGAAUGGCUACAUCAAUGCCAGCUAUGUGGAUACCUACCGAAGUCCACGCUUCUUCAUUGCAGCUCAAGGCCCUUUGGCUGGGACAGUGGUGGAUUUCUGGCACAUGGUCUGGCAGGAGAAGACCUCAGUCAUUGUGAUGCUGACGGGCUUAGUGGAACAGAACAAGAUCAAGUGUGAGCAGUAUUGGCCAGAGCAGGAGCAGGUCUACGGCGACUUCACCGUGACACUCAACAACACCUGGACCACCACAGGCCUUGUCAAACGCAUCUUCGGCCUGCAGAAGAGCAAUAUGUAG
Camarhynchus parvulus is the source of this 2746-nucleotide messenger RNA. RefSeq names its product receptor-type tyrosine-protein phosphatase kappa-like. The record is from RefSeq and is a predicted model, not a curated record. Gene Ontology annotation, biological process: protein dephosphorylation. Gene Ontology annotation, molecular function: protein binding; protein tyrosine phosphatase activity. NCBI's taxonomy places the organism in Eukaryota, Metazoa, Chordata, Aves, Passeriformes, Thraupidae.